Messenger RNA from Aphanomyces invadans, 5542 nucleotides. RefSeq lists its product as hypothetical. Bases 21 to 5006 code for a protein of 1661 amino acids. The transcript is spliced from 6 exons. The record is from RefSeq and is a predicted model, not a curated record. NCBI's taxonomy places the organism in Eukaryota, Oomycota, Saprolegniomycetes, Saprolegniales, Verrucalvaceae.
UCCGUUUAGCCCCGCAUCAGAUGGACGGCGUGGACUUGAAUUCGGCAUGGCGAAGUGCCGAAUGCGUCACAUCGCUGUACGAUCGCGUGAGGGAGCUGGAACUCCGCAACGCCGAGCUCGAAGCGGAAGUCAUGCAAUGGCGAGAUCAGAGCCGACAAAAUCGUAUAACAGACGCCAAUACCUCGGUCGACCUGGCCAGAGCGAUUCGAGAACGCGACGAGUGGCGCGAUCGAUUCAAACAACAAGAUGAUAUCUCAAGGCGGUUGCAGAAAUGUGUCGAUGCGAUGAAGGAAGAACACAAGGAACAAGUGGCCAAGUUGCAAGAACGCUGCCAAUUUGACCCGCAUGGACCCAAGCGCGUGCAAGUGUGCGUCGCGUCCCUCCAGAAAACCCUCGACAGUCGCGUUCAAGAAUACGAAAGCAUGCAGCAGCGACUACGGGACACACUCGACGCCAACGCUAAAAUGGUGAACACGAAUGCUGCGUUGGUUGAAGAAAGAACGUCGCUUCUCCAGACAAUAUCGCUUCAAAAUGCGCACCGCAUGUUCACGCUGUUCCAACGCCGACAAAAGGACGCCCUCAUUGCAUCCUGGACAACGUGGUGCUUUAACACGAUUCGAAACAUCGAACGUCAGAAGCGCGAAGACAGUUUCCAGCGACUAGCAGCACUCGCCAGCCGGUCGAAGAAGCAACUGCUCCAGCGUCAAGCAAGUCGAUUCUCCAUGCAGCGCGAGAAAGCUAACCGCUUGCGCACGUUUAAAGCAUGGGCAUGCCAUGUCCAUGCGAUUCGUCAGACGCGACAUGUCGCGUUGGAAUUGUUCAACGCUUCGCGCCGAAGGAACUUGGUCGAUGCAUUCGAAUUGUGGCGCGAACAAGCUGCUCGAAGAGCUAGUUGCUCCAGAGUUUUGCAGCGACUCGUGCGGAACCACAAGCACCGUCACAUACUGCAAGGAUAUCGUCAAUGGGUCCAAGCAACGCGAACUCUCCUCAUCGAAACGAUUAUUCUCAAAUGUGACGUGAUCGAGGCCGAGAAAUCCAACGCUGUGGCCGAGCUUGACCGACUCCAGGCGGAACUGUCGGCUUCACGGGCCACCGAACGCGCAUGGGAACAGACCGCACGCGACUUGGAAUUACAACAAGCCACUACCGUCGCUCGUCACAGCAACAUUGUUUAUCAAUGGACUGCCAGCCUCGCCAUGUGCUACGAACGAAUGGUCCACCGUCGCCGCCAAAACAUUGUGUUUCAAGCAUGGAAGUCGAAGAUCCAGAUUCGACAAACCCUUCGCAGAUUAUCUGCGCGGUGGCAAGCGCAGCGAAUUCGAGCAGUCGUGGUACAGUGGCGGCAUUACCGACACGACCGACCGCGUGCCAUGCGCAUGACCAUGCAGUACAUGCGGUGCAGACGCAACGGUCGGUGGCAACGAGAUGCAUUUGGGGCAUGGGCGAGGCUGGCCCAUCACAUGGCGACCCGUCGACGCAAACUCCACCGAUUCCGGCACGUACAGGACUUGGCUUCGCAUCAAUGCUACUGGAAGCAAUGGCGGUCCUAUGUGUUGAUUCGUACCGAAUACAAGAGGCAUUUGGGAAAUGUACUCGACGCACUGAACAACAUGCUACGUCAACACGUGCUUCGACAUGCAUUGAAAUCGUGGCAGUCCAAGGUUGUGGCCAUCGUUCAGCGCGACCUGCGGCUCCAGUGGGUCGUGGAAGCCGCCGUGGGUCAGUCGCGGACUCAAUUGUUGUGUCACGUCAUGGCGCGAUGGAAGCGUCAUGCCGCCGUGCACAAGAAGCGAAACGUGUGGCUGGCAUUCAAGACCCGACAACGGCGAGAUCGCUUUCAAGGAUGGACUCAUGCGGUGUGGAGGGCGUGGUUCGCCCAAUGUGCGGUGCAAAUUCACCGCCGUUUUAAGUUGGCAGCGGUCGUCAUGAGGUGGCAAUCGCGGUGGAUGCGGCAUGGCCUGUGGAGGUGGGCAGCAAACGGUCGCAUCGCGUCCUUUCGCGAAUCGCACACCCAAACAGUGACCGAACUCAACAAGUCCAUCCUGGCGCUACACGAAUCGAUGAAAAGCGACGCUGAGCAACAUCGCUUGGAUAUCGAGGGGAUGGAAGCGACGAUGCGAGCCACAGAGGAAGCGUUUCAAAAAAACUUGCUUUGUCAAGGGAACGAGUGGUCGCAACAGCGGGAGCAGCUGGAACGAGAUCUUCAUCGCAUGAUGCUGCUCAAGGACGCUUCCGACGAGGCAGCAGCUCAACUAAAAUGUCAUUUGAUCAUGUCACAGAGGCGUGGAGAAGCUCUAGAAGGCGCGUUGAUGGAAGGCGAAGCACAAUGGCUCAGACACGUAGAAGUGCAUCGACUGGACCAGCGUCACCGCGAUAUGCUCGAGGAAGAUGCCCGGUCGGCUUUAUGUCGCUUGGAGACGACGAUGAGCCGUUGGCGGGCCGCGUGGGACGCGGAGAAGCGUGCGCUUGGAAAGAAACUAGAAGAACUGACCAAGUCGCACGACGAAAUCAAGGCCAAAAUGGGUGCCAAAGCGCUAGAAUGCCUCAUGCAGCGCACGACUGUAUUCUGUUUCAACCGGUGGAAAGCGUUUGUCGCGACAGCGAGAGAAACAAAGGGAAAAGUGAGUCAUAUCGUGGCCCUAUUGCAGUCCAACAAGACCGCGCUCGUGUUUCACCGAUGGAAGCAGCAUCACGAGCUGCAGCAAGCGCAGAAGCAGCUGACUGCCAAAUGGCACCAAAUCCACGCAACGACGCUCGUAAAGUCGGCGUUCAACGCAUGGGCAGCAAGUGUUGCAGAGAAUCGAAAGCUUUCGUCGAUAUUGGAGCUCUUCGGCUUGACGUCGGCACGCAAAACGUACGAAUCGGUGUGGCGGCAGUGGUGCCACAGGACUUGCCGCCGACGGGACGGCAAACGGCUGUGGACUCGGGCGUUGGAUCAUAUAACGAAACAAGUGUACAAAGUUGGUAUGCAGCAGUGGAAGGCAGUGGCGGACGCGAUUUCGCUUGCAAAACGCGCGCAGUUUAAGAUCCAAGCACUCGAUCACGCGACCAACGCUGUCCAGCGCAAGUGGAAUAACAUCGUAUGCCGACAAGUGAUCGUGUGGUGGCGGGAAAAUGCGCAUGCAAAUCGCCGCGAGCGCGACCUGCUCAAGCGCUGUGCCUUGCGUCUGCAGCAUUUUGCUGUCGGUCGCGUGUUUGAAGCGUGGCGAGAAAAUGCAUGGCUGCAGCGACGGGAUCGAGAUGCCCGAGAUAUCGUGCUGGCUCUGUGUCUUCGUCACGUUCUGAGCUCGACGUGGGCGCGGUGGCGGCAAUUCCGCCUUGCCAGCGCCGCCGUGGAACGUCGGCAGCUCGAGGAAGCGCAUCGCAUCACGCAACAAGCCCUGCAGGACGCAAAAUCCACGAUCGAGUCCCUCACGAGUCAAUUCCAAUCGACGAAAGCGCAUGCAUCGUCAUUGCAAGACACAACAAAACAGCUCAAGAUGCAGUUGCAAGCGUCCAAGUGCAUGCAGUUCUUUCAGUCGACUGUCCGCUCCGCGUUCUUCGAAUGGAAGCGAGUGGCGAAAUUACUCCAACAAACCAAAGGCAGGGUGCUCGUGAUUGUGCGGCGCAUGCAGCGGAUGCACCACGCACUCGUGCUUGACAAGUGGAAAGCAUUUGUCACGACGCGACACGUAAAAGCACAUCGAGCGGCCGCAGCGCAAGCGCUGCAUCGAAAAUUCAUCCAGCUGCACACACUACAUGCGUGGAUGGCGGGCAUUCGCCGCAGAAUAGAGUUGAGACAAAAGUGCCAAUGGAUCGCGCACAUGAUGGCCAACACAUCGAUUCGCUGUGUAUGGAACGAGUGGCGCCGGUUCCAACAGCAUCAACGGCACGCGUGUAACGCGCUGGUAGCUAUCACGACAGCUUUGGAAGUCAGUGAGAUGCGACGGCUGUGGCAGCGAUGGUGCGACCACCACAAAGCAUUCAUAUUCCACGACGAAGCCCAGCGCAAGAAGGCGCAACAGUUGCUCGAGUUCCUCAGUGCUCGGGCAUCGACGUCGCUGCGGUGGUACCUUGAUGGAUGGAAGCAAUUUCUGAAGCGCCGGCGUAAGAAAGGAACCCACGACGUGCUGUGCAAGCGAUGGAUCUGCCAGAACGUGUGGAGACGGUGGCACCACGCGAUCCACCAAGACCGUCAGCUGCUCCGAGUACUGCAUCAGUAUGAGCGACGAAUCUUGCGGAAGGGUUGGGUGCAGUGGCAGCUUGGGCUCGUCAAGUUGGAAAUUGCCUGGACCAAGCACACGAUGGAAAUGGAGCGCAUCCAGCAGCAUGAGCAGUGGGAAAUCGAGAGAGCUCAGCUUACCAGUACGUCCGUCGAACUGGAAAAACAAGUGCAGCAGCACCAGUCGACGAUUAUCGCCAAGGACAUGACACUGGAAGUGUUCCAAACUAACAUUGCAACAAUGGAAGCGAUGCAUCGAGAGAGCGAAGCCUGUCGAUCUCUCUAUGAAGACAAAUUCACGACGGCACUGCACAAGUUGUUUGAAACGAUGAGCCUGCAACGGAUCGUCCGAUGCGUCUGGGUCGCAUGGACCAAGCUACGGCACGGACGAAGGCUACGGCGGACGCGAGCCAUCGAAUGGCUACGGUCGAAACAAGUGGCCAUGAUGGAGCUUGUCGUUUCCACGUGGAAAGCUCGCCUUGUGCCUCAUCGGCGCCGACUGCGACUGCAGCUGAAGUUUAGACGUCGCCGGGUCGAAGGUGCAGUGGAACGUUGGAGGUUGCGCACUCUGUCCCGAUUACAGCUCAAGGCUGCUAUGCGCACUGUCGUGCUCAACUUGACACGGCGGCGAAGUCAGCGGCUAACGCUGGCGUGGCGUCAAUGGCAGAUGCACACCAUGGUCGCAAUCGAGCGAGCCAAACAACUCUCUCUAGAGGAGACGUAUCGCCGCGAAUCUGCCCAAGAAAAAACGAUGUUGGCCUCCACCCAAGUAACGUUGACAUUUUGUGCGUUUUUGUCGGGAUGAAAUUCGGGUAGAAAUGUGCCGCCGACAUGCGAUCCAAGUGGGGCAUGUCGACGAUUGUAUGGCGCUUGCGCUGUGCUCACAUCCAGAAAAUGGCGUGGGGGUUGCAAAAGUGGAAGCACGUCGCCGUUCAACUCGCUUGGCGCGCCAAGCUCCAGUACACCGCCAAUCAAUUAGAUGCCGCGCAUCAGCUGCUGCUCGACGAACAAACGGCGGUGCUGGCCCAACGCGAAGACAUCGUGGUGCCUCUUCGGUCCACGUGGCUCGCUCUAAAUCAAACGAAAACACUGGAGCAGCUCUUUGACGCCGUCGCGUCCACUUGCUUCCCAGACACGAGCGGCCUUUUGCUCCUGAUCGACCCUCUCAAGCAAGAGCUGUGGUCCAUGGUGAGCCGACAAGUGGUCAUUGCCCCUGCCCACUUGGGCAUUGCUGGCUAUGUCGUGGGCUCUGGAGCAGCAUUUCGAUCUGCCAUGGUGGCUCAGGACAAACGAUUCCACCCCCUCGUGGACCAGGUACGUCCUUUAAACACUCCAUCUUCC